AACUCAAAUUGCAAUAUUUUCUCUUUAACAUUCCCUCUGGAAAGGAAGAACCAUGUCUGGUGCUCAGUUCCACUCUCUUCUUCAUGCCACUUCAAGAUCCUCCUUGGGAAAGCCUAAUAGACCAUUCUUAAACAACACCAUUAAGAAUUAUGGGCAAGCAAGCAAUGGAAACCGUAGUCGUUUGAUGGAAGAGAGGGCACCUUCCACAGCUGAAGAGUUCCAAAGAGUUGCUGAGGAGAAGGCCAGGGAAGGGGUGGCAAGUAAGAAAGUUGAUAAGUCAUAUGAUAAUGCAGAAAAAGAGGGUAUUAUUGGUGACUCUAAGGAUGAAUCUGUCAAGAACAGGUAUAAAGAUUCUCUUAGGAGGGGCGAUUAGGAAUCUACUCUCUCAGAUUUCUAUCUAUAGUGCAGUCAAAAUGUGUAAGAUUGUGUUACUUUCAGACAGCUUCCCUUUCAAGUGUUUGUUUCUGCAGUAGAAGAAAGCUUCAAUCUUUAUUAGUGAUAUUAUGAAUCACUCUUGGCUUGUGUAUAUGUAACUAUUUGAAAUCCUGGGUUUGGAGGAUCAAACUCCAUCUUUGUUGUAGUUGAUUGUUUGGUUGAUUGAAUAUGUUAAAAUU
Abrus precatorius (Indian licorice) is the source of this 614-nucleotide messenger RNA. RefSeq lists its product as uncharacterized. Lineage: Eukaryota; Viridiplantae; Streptophyta; Magnoliopsida; Fabales; Fabaceae. The record is from RefSeq and is a predicted model, not a curated record. The transcript is spliced from 2 exons. Bases 53 to 373 code for a protein of 106 amino acids.